Medicago truncatula (barrel medic) is the source of this 3734-nucleotide messenger RNA. Its product is annotated as pentatricopeptide repeat-containing protein At2g26790, mitochondrial. The record is from RefSeq and is a predicted model, not a curated record. Gene Ontology annotation, molecular function: protein binding. The transcript has 8 exons. The coding region runs from base 173 to 2389 and encodes 738 amino acids. NCBI's taxonomy places the organism in Eukaryota, Viridiplantae, Streptophyta, Magnoliopsida, Fabales, Fabaceae.
UCUAAAUUUUGUGUUUGAAACACAAACAAUAGCAUAAAUCGAAAAUGUUUGGCACCUUCUAACCUCGCCGUCAUACUCCGCUGCCACCUCACAUCCGCCGUCAUACUCCUCCGCCACUUCACUUCUGCCGCAACUCUGCCGCACGCAUUCAUCACAGCACCACCGGCAUGGUAUGUUGUUUCGUCUUUUCAAUUUCCCUUCUCUCAUUCUUCUUCCUCUCUUCAAAAACUCAUUCUCCAAAUCCAAAACCAUUCACAAAACCCUCAGAUUUUCAUCAUCCACAGCACUUGCACUCUCUUCCUCAGAAACCCAUUUCACAAAACCCUCAAAAAUCUCAUCUUUUGAACCUAACACCUUCAAAAUCCUCCAAAAACUUUAUCUUUAUCAAAACAACCCUUCACUUGCUUACUCUUACUUUACUCAACUCAAAAACCAACAUGGGUUUUCUCACAAUAUUCAAACCUAUACUUCCAUCAUUAGAAUACUAUGUUACUAUAAUUUAGAUAGAAAGUUGGAUUCUUUGUUUCUUGAUAUCAUUGAUCAUUCUAAGCAAGACCCAUGUUUUGAAAUCAAUGUUUUGUUUGAUUCAUUGUUUGAAGGUGUUAAUGAUGUGAAUGAAGAUCAUUACUUGUUUAAUGCUUUUAAUGGGUUUGUUAAAGCGUGUGUUAGUCAAAAUAUGUUUGUUGAAGCUAUUGAUUUCUUGUUACAAACUAGGAAGAAUGUUGUGAUUUUGCCAAAUAUAUUAUCUUUUAACUUUCUUAUCAACCGGUUGGUUAAACAUGAUGAAGUCGAUAUGGCAUUGUGUUUAUUCGUGCGAUUUAAGAGUUUCGGUUUGAUCUUCAACGAGUACACAUAUACCAUUGUCAUUAAGGCGCUAUGUAAGAAGGGUGAUUGGGAAAAUGUGGUUCGUGUGUUUGAUGAAAUGAAGGAAGCAGGGGUGGAUGAUGAUUCUUAUUGCUAUGCAACUUUUAUUGAGGGGCUGUGCAAAAAUAACCGAUCGGAUUUGGGAUAUGCGGUGCUCCAAGAUUACAGAACGAGGAAUGCCCAUGUACAUAAAUAUGCCUACACCGCGGUUAUUCGUGGGUUUUGUAAUGAAACGAAAUUAGAUGAAGCUGAGAGUGUGUUUUUAGAGAUGGAAAAGCAAGGACUUGUUCCUGAUGUGUAUGUUUAUUGUGCAUUGGUCCAUGGUUAUUGUAACAGCCGUAAUUUUGAUAAAGCUUUAGCCGUAUAUAAGAGCAUGAUUUCUCGGGGUAUAAAGACAAAUUGUGUGAUUUUUAGUUGCAUCCUCCAUUGCUUGGAUGAGAUGGGAAGGGCUUUGGAAGUGGUAGAUAUGUUUGAAGAAUUCAAGGAAUCGGGCUUGUUUAUUGACAGAAAAGCUUACAAUAUUUUAUUUGAUGCUUUGUGUAAAUUGGGUAAGGUGGAUGAUGCAGUAGGUAUGCUGGAUGAGUUGAAAUCUAUGCAACUCGAUGUAGAUAUGAAACACUACACAACCCUUAUCAAUGGAUACUUUCUUCAGGGUAAACCCAUCGAAGCCCAGAGUUUAUUUAAAGAAAUGGAGGAAAGAGGAUUUAAACCUGAUGUUGUUGCUUAUAAUGUACUAGCCGCCGGUUUUUUUAGAAAUCGUACUGACUUUGAGGCAAUGGACCUUUUAAAUUAUAUGGAGAGUCAAGGUGUUGAGCCGAACUCUACUACACAUAAGAUUAUCAUUGAAGGUUUGUGUUCAGCAGGCAAGGUUGAAGAAGCCGAGGAAUUUUUUAAUUGGCUGAAAGGUGAAAGUGUUGAAAUAAGUGUUGAAAUCUAUACUGCCUUGGUGAACGGUUAUUGUGAAGCUGCCCUUAUUGAAAAAUCCCAUGAACUUAAGGAAGCUUUUAUAUUGCUACGCACUAUGUUGGAGAUGAAUAUGAAACCGAGCAAAGUAAUGUAUUCAAAAAUAUUUACUGCAUUGUGCUGUAAUGGGAAUAUGGAAGGUGCUCACACUUUGUUUAAUUUGUUCAUCCAUACAGGAUUUACACCUGAUGCUGUAACUUACACAAUUAUGAUUAAUGGUUAUUGUAAGACGAAUUGCUUGCCAGAGGCCCAUGAGCUCUUUAAGGAUAUGAAGGAAAGAGGGAUCACACCUGAUGCUGUAACUUAUACAAUUAUGAUUAAUGGUUAUUGUAAGAUGAAUUGCUUGCGAGAGGCUCAUGAACUCUUUAAGGAUAUGAAGGAAAGAGGGAUCAAACCUGAUGUCAUUGCAUACACAGUUAUAAUUAAGGGCUUGUUGAACAGCGGGCACACGGAGAUAGCCUUCCAGUUGUAUAAUGAAAUGAUUGAUAUGGGAAUGACACCAGGCGCAACUUUAAAACGUUGUAUUCAAAAAGCUAAUAAGAGGCAAUUUCAUCGGAGCUAGUCAGUUUUAUUGCUACUGCUUGGAUUUGUCCCAUUUAUAAAAGUCUAUAUCGUUGAUACCCAAAGAUUGGAAAGAGAAGAGAGACACAAACUGAUUACGACGACGUCAUUGCACAUAGCUAGCUUUUAUGGGAGGGUUUUCAUGCUUGGAUAGUCAUCACUUCAUCAUUUGGUAUCAAAGCUGGUUGUUGGUGGCUCGAAAAGGGCUACCUACAGAGGGUCUGACUGGAAAGGCAGAGUAAAGCAUUGUAGUGUGCAACUUCUGGGACGUCAGCUCUCUAGAGCAAAGCUGUGGUUGGGACUUGGGUUUAUCCUACAUCAAUGGCAAUGCUGCUGAUAUACUGUUGAUAUUUAUAUUAAACGUCAAAUCAAUUGCAGGUCUAUAUGAAAAUUGUUUCAUGCUGCUAAUUCCAGUUCCUUGAGCCAUAUUUAAGGAUUUCAGUUGUAAAGCAGGGCUCAAUGAAUGAACAUCUUAUAUUGCUAAUACGGCAUAGUCUCAUCCAAUACCCAACACACUCACCUUUACGCAUUUAUGGAAUUUCUGCUAGCAUCAAUGUGAAACGAGACAAAAAGCAAUGCACACAUCUAUCAGCAAUAUUAUCAAAAUCUGGGAUUUUACGAUCCUACUCCCCUGGAACGGCCAGAUCACAUGCAUAAUCGUUUUCUGAUAAGAUCACAAGUGAAAUCGCGAAGUUAAUCGUGGAAUCGUCCGAUUUUACGAUCUUUGGAGAAUUUACUUAAAAAGAUAAAAAGAAGCUUUGGCCGCAACAAUUAUAAUACUUAGACAGCAGUAUUGGCGAGUAGCUUCAUGAUACCAGUAUAACUUUUAUAUCUACGGCAGUAUCAGCCCGAGGAAAAUGUUAGUUGCCAGUGUAUUAUGCAACACAUGCUGUCAUGGUUCAAGGCACAAAUACAACAAACUUGAGUGUCAAUGUUGAAAAAAUGAUGACGUUCCGAACAAAUCAUAUCAUUCAAGAUGACUCGUAACGAUUUCAAUUGACAGUGUGCUUGUGUCAGAGUAGAAGAACCGUUUUUUCUGCAGUGAAUGCGAUUUUCUUCAAAGCCAAGACUACGAAAUGAAGGAGAAAAUGGUAGUUUUAGAAAGAAAUACAAGAAACAUCUGACUUCACUUGAGUGGCAAAGAAUACAAAAUUGAUAAAGAGUAGUAUUCUACUUUGCAUGAGACAUAAGGAACCUUGUAUUCUUUAUGUAAAAAAAAAAGAAAAAGGAACGCUGUAUUCUUGACAUGUAAAAUAUCUGUAAAGAAGAUCCAUCGAUGAUUGUUCAUCACUGAAUAAUUAUAAUGAUCACAAUUUACGAAAGAAAAAUACUUGUGAUUACAACAA